AUGCGUCCAUAUUGGUACAUUUUCAUUUCCCUCGCUGGUCUGGCAGCCGCCGCCGCAAUACCCACUAACAAUUCCGCCUCAUCCUUCAUCGUCACAACCAAGGUCACCUCCUCCUACUGGCGUGCCAGCUUCUCCAACCCGCCCUUCAACAUCCAAACCACCGCAUUCUACCUCGACUUCUUCGCCCUUGUCGACCGCAUCGCGAGCGACCCGGAUGUCAAAGUUGUGGUCUUCGACUCGGCUGUUCCGGACUUUUGGCUCAGUCAUUUCGACGUACUCACCCCGCCUAGCAAUGCGACCUCGUCCGCAACCGCGUCAGCCAGCUACUGGGGCAACAUCACGCGCCUUGCCGACCUGCCUGUUCUAACCAUCGCUUCCAUACGAGGCAUAGCCCGUGGAGGUGGCGCAGAGCUCGCUACUUGCUUGGAUGUGAGGUUUGCUAGCAGGGAGAAGGCCGUGUUCGGUCAGCCUGAGGUCGGUCUUGGCGUGAUACCAGGCGGCGGCGGGUUAGAACUUUUACCCAGGUUGACUGGCCGUUCUCGAGCUCUUGAGAUCGUCAUUGGGGCUGACGAUCUGGAUUCUGAGACGGCUGCUGCAUACGGAUGGAUAAAUCGUGCCAUCCCAGACGACGACUUCGAGACUUUUGUCGACACAUUUGCCCGCCGCGUUGCGGGCUGGGACCGUCAGGGCAUCGCCAGUGCUAAGCGUAUCAUCAACGAACGCAGCGGUUUCCCCACCCUCGUUGAGUUCCAGGAGAGCUACAAGGCAUUCCAGGCCGGCUUUACCAACCCAGUCGUUGUGGCGCGCAUCGUAGCCACGGCUAAGGCUGGGCUGCAGACAAGUGUGGAGUUUGAGAAGAAUCUGGGGGAUAAGCUGACAGAAUUUGUAGACGGUGGCUAG
Molecule: messenger RNA, 900 nt
Organism: Diaporthe amygdali
Lineage: Eukaryota; Fungi; Ascomycota; Sordariomycetes; Diaporthales; Diaporthaceae
Product: ClpP/crotonase
Exons: 3
Coding region: 1-900 (299 amino acids)
Source: RefSeq, a predicted model, not a curated record